Messenger RNA from Melanotaenia boesemani (Boeseman's rainbowfish), 1607 nucleotides. RefSeq names its product retinol dehydrogenase 13-like. The transcript is spliced from 8 exons. The record is from RefSeq and is a predicted model, not a curated record. Lineage: Eukaryota; Metazoa; Chordata; Actinopteri; Atheriniformes; Melanotaeniidae. The coding region runs from base 98 to 1180 and encodes 360 amino acids.
CCUUGUGGCGCUGUCUGUGCAGAAAUGUUGUCAAUAGAGAGACAGUGUUUAACUUUUUCUUCUUCUCAAUGUGUGUAAUUGUUAGUACUGCGGAGCAAUGAGCAAAUAUAUUUUACCAGUUUCCGUUUUUGGAACAGUGGCCGGAUGUGCUGUUUUAUUGAAAAACUAUGUGACUGGAGGACGGUGUCCCAGUAAGGCUAAAAUUAAUGGAAAGACUGUGGUGAUAACCGGUGCCAACACAGGCAUUGGAAAGGAGACGGCUCAAGAACUGGCCGAGAGAGGGGGUCGAAUCAUUAUGGGAUGCCGCAACAUGGAGAAGUGCGAGGCAGCAGCAAAGGAGAUAAGAGGGAACACCCUGAAUCCUCACGUUUACGCGCAUCACCUUGAUCUGGCCUCCAUAAAGUCCAUCCGAGAGUUUGCAGAGAGAAUCAAACAAGAAGAGGAGCGUGUGGAUAUACUGAUAAACAAUGCAGGGGUCAUGAGAUGUCCAGCAUGGAAGACAGAGGAUGGCUUCGAUAUGCAGUUUGGAGUUAAUCACUUAGGCCACUUCUUGUUGACGAAUCUCCUGUUGGAGAAGUUAAAAGAGUCCGCCCCCAGCCGAGUGAUCAACCUUACCUCACUCGCCCACAUUAUUGGAAAGAUUGACUUUGAGGACUUGAACUGGGAGAAAAAGAAGUUUGAUACCAAGCAGGCGUACUGUCAGAGCAAGCUUGCCAAUGUUCUGUUCACCAGAGAACUCGCCAAGAGAUUACAAGGCACAGGAGUCACAGUAAAUGCUGUACACCCAGGGGUUGUUGCCACGGAGCUUGGCAGGCACACCGGUCUGCACCAAUCACAGUUUUCAAACUCUGUGCUCAGUCCUUUUUUCUCCCUGUUGGUAAAGAGCCCACAGCUCGGGGCCCAGCCCAGCAUCUAUCUGGCUGUGUCUGAGGAAAUGGAGGGAGUGACGGGGCAGUACUAUGAUGUUAUGACUGAAAAGGAACCAGCACCCCAGGCUCUAGAUGAUGAGACAGCUCGCAGGCUGUGGCAAGUCAGCAGCAGGCUGGUGGGUCUGGAGAAAGAAGGACAGCCCGAUAGGUCAAACCUGCCAGCAGAAGACCAAACCAAAGCUGGACUAAAGGAUCAGGCCCAGACACUCAUGCAGAAACCAGAACAAGAAGUCAGCACUGUUGGCCCAUGACUCUCACUGUGCCUGGCUUAUAGGAACAAUUAACACUCUCAGAUUAUGACUGUAAUUAUCUGUAUAAUUACAGUCUACAGUCACUAUGUCUUUAUGGUCAUGCAUCAGGAUCUUCUCUUCUGCUAAAUAAACAAUUCAACUUUCUCAAUAAUUAAUAAAUUGUGGAGAAAGUUAAAUUUGACGAAAACACAAUGCUGUUUUGAUUGCUGCGGUACACUCAGGGAACCAGUAUUACUAAUUCAUUGUGCUUCAUCUUUGACCCUUCUCUGCUUGUUCUCAUAUUACUCAACAGGCUAGUGAAAGAUCACAUUGGUAACAGGAUUGAACUGGUUAAACAUGAUACCCUGAAUAGCAAAUUAAAAAUGUUUGCAGUAUGGGAAUAUAUUUGAAUAUAUCCAGAAUAGUGAAUAAAAUUAAAAAUCUCCAU